This is a messenger RNA of Penicillium arizonense, 1950 nucleotides long. RefSeq lists its product as uncharacterized. Lineage: Eukaryota; Fungi; Ascomycota; Eurotiomycetes; Eurotiales; Aspergillaceae. Bases 1 to 1950 code for a protein of 649 amino acids. The transcript has 4 exons. Gene Ontology annotation, molecular function: zinc ion binding; RNA polymerase II cis-regulatory region sequence-specific DNA binding; DNA-binding transcription factor activity, RNA polymerase II-specific. Gene Ontology annotation, cellular component: chromatin. Gene Ontology annotation, biological process: regulation of transcription by RNA polymerase II; DNA-templated transcription. The record is from RefSeq and is a predicted model, not a curated record.
AUGAAGGCCCCUACGCCCCAUAUCCAGCCUCCGCCCUAUGAGUCUGUUCAGAAGCAUGGUAUUUAUAUUGGUCCCGAAGCUUACCAUGGGGCUAUGUCUUCUGGCUGGGAAUUCCAAGACCCAAUGACGCUUCUUGGUCAGGAUCCCGGGUGUCCACCAAUCGACGGAGCCACCAGUCAAUGGAUAGAUGGUAUAUCUCUGGAUCUGGAGGCGUUUGAUAACAGUAUGUUCAGGGCAUCCCGAAUGGAUUGGCUCGGCUGUGAAACGGAUUUCUCCGAUCAGCAUACAGUGCCACCGCUAUCCGAAGAAGCGCAUGUAUAUCCUGAAGUCUCGCCAUCCAGAGAUGAUCUCAUGACCUGUACAAUGUCUACCAGACAGCCACAACCAGUACCAAUAGAGAUUGGGCAACAGCCAUCCCCUUUAUUUCCGGAAAAAGACGAUAAAACAACCUGGCCUGGAGUGUUGGAUCACGGCGGCAAUGAAAUGUGGCCCUUUGACUACGCCUCAAACAAGGGUUUCCGCAAAAUCACAUUACCUCCUCUCAGAGAAAUAAUGGAACAGACUGUGGGCCUAGGUCUGCCAGAUGUUCAAACUAGCACAGUCAAGGAUCUUAUCAGGGUACUAUCCGCGCCUCUAAUUCCAUCACUGAAUGACAGCCCUGCCCUCGAGGCUUUACCCGCGGUUUCUUUUCUCGGCCAAUUGGUCACGACCUAUUUUGCCGAAUUUCACCCAGCUCUGCCUAUCGUGCAUGUACCAACCUGGCGAAUCGAGAGAUGUCCUAGCGCACUGCUGGCCGCAAUGGCGUGUAUUGGGGCAACUUAUUCCACCGCUGAGGGCUCUCAAGAAGUAGCCGCAUUACUGGCGGAGAUCACUCAGCGCACUCUUUUUUGGAUGGGUCAAGCGGAUAGCAGAUCAUUCCGCAACCCAGCCUACAUUGCUGCGUCUUGUUUGCAUCAGAUCUAUGCCCUCGGCUCUGGGAACCGUCGACUCUAUGAGCUAGCUGAUGCGUCAAGAGGGCUCUUGGUAACAGGUUUGAGAGAGUCUGGGGUUUUAUCUUCCGACGCAGAGCGAAGUGAAGCUAGUAAAAUUGAUUUCCAGGGCUUGAAAAAGAUGGACGCCCCCAUCCUGGAGCAAUCAUGGAAUCGAUGGCGAGACAUUGAGAUUGAAAGGCGAGUAGCGUGGUCGGUAUUCGAGUUUGACUGUGCUCUUUCAACAUUGACUAGCAAACGAGGGGCAUUCAGCAUCUCGGAGCUUCCUACAAAGCUUCCAUGUUCUGAAAGUCUGUGGGAUGCGCCUUCGGCAAAUGCCUGGGCCUCCGUUGUCUCGUUCUCGGCGAGUCCCCCAGAUGGUAUUCCUUUCUAUCCUCUGCUCCGGAAUAUUAUCGCUCGAAACGCUGUGUCAGAAUCAGUUCCUGCAUGGGCCAAGCGUAUCUGUGCUUUGGUCAUCAGUCGGCUUCUAUGGGACUUGCGGGAGUUGGAAGAUGCCGCAUCCCCUCAAGUCUUGGGGCUUUCCUCUCUCGCAAAUUGCCACAAAGCAACGCGGGAAAACUUGUUGGCAAGUCUCACAGCUUUAAGCAAUUCUUUAUCCAGACCAACCUGCACUUACGAUGUGAUCAAUAUGAAUGUAGCUUGUCUGGCAACUCAUUUUGCAUACCUGAACAGCGGGGACGAGACAAUGGACCUUGUCACCUUCAUCUUUCGAAACAAUCACUCGUGGAACCACGGCUCUUCCACAUCUCAGUUAAACAAAGAGCUCGCUCGUGCUCUUGAAAGUCUCCGCCGACGGUUCCAGCACAAUCCAGUCGCUACACGGCGAUCUGUUCGCCAUGCUGCGUUGGUUGUUGGCAUUUCCCGCGAAUGUACCAGCUUCACACCCUAUAACUGGGAACAGCCUUCUAAUCGUGCUCCUAAGCGGCGUCGUUCUAAUCAGGGCGCGGCACCACGAGACUAG